Molecule: messenger RNA, 687 nt
Organism: Gastrolobium bilobum
Lineage: Eukaryota; Viridiplantae; Streptophyta; Magnoliopsida; Fabales; Fabaceae
Product: dirigent protein 21-like
Exons: 1
Coding region: 7-576 (189 amino acids)
Source: RefSeq, a predicted model, not a curated record
CUUACAAUGGCUGUUCCUCAUAGCUUUUACUUUCUGUUGUCUCUAACUCUUAUCUCUACGCACCUAACCACUAUCCAUGGAGUGUUCUCAGAACAAUCCCACAUCAAGUUACCCUCAGAUCAAUACCUAACAGAGAAACUGACCCAUCUCCACUUUUAUUAUCAUGAUAUUAGAAAUGACAAAAACCCAACAAUAGUGCAAAUUAUUCCAACACCUAAAGGUGUUCCUAAUGGGUUUGGCUCAACUUUUGUGAUGGAUGAUGCUAUGACUGAAGGGCCAGAGCUGAGUUCAAAGCAUGUUGGAAGAGCUCAAGGGUUAUUUGGUCUUUCUUCUUUGCAAGAUCUUGGGAUGACCAUGUUGACUAAUUUUGUUUUCACAGAGGAUAUCUAUGCAGGGAGCACACUUAGCAUGUUAGGGAGAAAUCCUAUUUCUGAGGAAAAUAGAGAAAUGCCAAUAGUUGGUGGCACUGGUGUGUUUAGGUUUGCUAGGGGGUAUGCCAUAGCAAAUAGUGUUAAUUCUGUUUCUACCCCUGAACAUUUUGUUGUUGAGUACAAUGUCACAGUGUAUCAUCCCUAAUUUACACUUUUGAGAGAGUGCGAUAUUGUAUGCCCUUAUGGCACCUAGAUGAGACUCACUUAGAGUUUGCUAAUGUAACCCUAAUAUAAAUGUAUGCAGCUGCUUUGUUUC